CAUCACUAGGCUCAAGGCUGAGGACACAUUAACCAGAGAAAAGCAUGUACUAUUUUUUUUUAAUGUAAGUUUUACAUGACACAGGAGCUUCCAUGAAGAAAUGAAGACCCAAAGAAACAGUGCGACUGUAACAGAAGUGUUGAUGAUGUGACGGUUCCAAGACGAGGCCUCCAGAGACCUUGUGAGUCCAUCUAAUCUCUCUCUCCAAACACUGUCUCCCCACAAGAACACUCCUGGGCUGCCUGCUGGGGAGGAGAGACCAAGCAGAAGAAGACGGAUGGUGCCAGCUGAGGAAACCACCCCUGAGUGGCCAGUGGACCCGGUGGGUGAUAGUGGCCAGUGGACCUGGUGGCUGAUAGCUGAGGAUUGUGUAGGUCUUCCCCAAACCACCUGAGACCCGAACUGCCCAGCUAAGCUCAGCCUAAGUUGCUGAUCCACAAAAAUCUUAAACAAGUGACGUUGUUUUAAGCCACUAAGUUUGGGGGUGGUUUGGUGCACAGCCUUAUUUUGGUAAUGGGCGACUCUCUCAGAGGAGAAGGAAUGGUUCUGAUCUUUAGAACUGCAGUGAUUGCCACAAUUUAUGUCACCAGCAAACACUUAUUAGCAUGUGGUUGUGUGUUGUGAAAAAGACGCUUCUGGGGGGUGUCGGAAACUCUGCAUAGCUUCCUGCAUUUGUACUAUGUUUUAUAUAUGACACACAUUUUUACAUAAUUUAUUUCAUUUAACAUGGUUAAAAUCUCCAAAGUGCUUUCUUGACUGCCUGCACAGGCCUGGACCUGGGCAAACAGGGAGACUCCAGUCAGAGGUUACUUGUCUUAGAAGAGAAAUUGCUCCCUAUGUUUAAAGGGCCGUUUUCUCCCUGAUCACCUUUCUGCUUGAAGAAUAGACCUAUUUUCGUCUUCUCCUCGGGGGUGUGGUCCCUGCAGGCUGUGGGUCAUUGUGCAAGGCAGCCAGGCUCCAAAGGAGAGUGUGUGUUGGUAUGUUAUAUAACCACGUGGUGUGCUGUUAGGCACAAAGCCCAAGUCCUGUCACCCACCACGUAUGGAGCUCUUACACAGUGACAUUUUUCCGCAGUGUCUUAUGACAUUAGACUUUCCUCUUCUUCCUUAUAUUUCUUCAUAACAUUUUCCUUAAGGAUACAUAACUUCUUAAAACAUCUGAAAGUAGUUCUCCCUCCAGCUUAUAGCAGGAGGUUAGAAAAAGAAGAAGAAAGCUUCUAUUUUCCCCUCCGUUGUUUUGUUCCUUUUUAUUUAAUAGCAGCCUAGACUUUAAUCUGAAUAUAGAACGACUUUCUGGGAGCACUGCAGGACUUUGAACCCAGGAGGGCUGUAUUACUUUGCCACUUGAAAGCCACUUGCCCCAGCUGCUGACACUCCUUCUACAUUUCCACUCUGCACAAACCUCAAGUCUCUUUAUAGCCAACCUUUUAUUUUUAUUUAAAAAAAAAAUUUGGUACCAGGAGUUGGACCCAGGAUUGCUUAAUCACUGGGCCACAUCCCUAGCCAUUUUUCAAUUUUUUAUUUUAAGACAGGGUUUCACUAAGUUGCUUAGGGCUUUCCUAAAUUGCUGAAGCCGGCAUUGAACUUGAGAUCCUCCUACCUCAGCCUCCUGAGUCUCUGGGAUUACAGAAAGCUCCUGCAUACAUAGCCGACACGCCACCUACUGCAAAACCAAGCUGACAGCACAGGCGAUGCUGCCAGCAUUUCCAUUCCAUCGCCAGGCUGGGACUGAAUAAAGGCGUGUUUGUGUGGUAGUGUUUCUGUUUUAAAAGCCUCAAGCCAAGAAGAACAAGCUAAAAUAGCAUCUUCAGAAAUGGAGCGUAAAAUAAUCAGAAGAGAAAAAGAAAAAGAAUAUGAAGGGAAACACAACAGCCUGGAAGACACUGACCAAGGAAAGAACUGCAAAUCUACACUGAUGACUCUCAACGUUGGUGGAUAUUUAUACAUUACUCAAAAACAGACACUGACCAAGUACCCAGACACUUUCCUUGAAGGUAUAGUAAAUGGGAAAAUCCUUUGUCCAUUUGAUGCUGAUGGCCAUUAUUUCAUAGACAGGGAUGGACUCCUCUUCAGACAUGUCCUAAACUUCCUACGAAAUGGAGAACUUCUGUUGCCAGAAGGGUUUCGAGAAAAUCAACUUCUCGCACAAGAAGCAGAAUUCUUUCAGCUCAAGGGACUGGCGGAGGAAGUGAAAUCCAGGUGGGAAAAAGAGCAGCUAACACCCAGAGAAACCACUUUCUUGGAAAUAACAGAUAACCAUGAUCGUUCACAAGGACUGAGGAUCUUCUGUAAUGCUCCUGAUUUCAUAUCAAAAAUUAAAUCUCGAAUUGUUCUGGUGUCUAAAAGCAGGCUGGAUGGAUUUCCAGAGGAGUUUUCAAUAUCGUCAAAUAUCAUUCAAUUUAAAUACUUCAUAAAGUCUGAAAAUGGCACUCGACUGGUACUAAAGGAAGACAACACCUUUGUCUGUACCUUGGAAACUCUGAAGUUUGAGGCUAUAAUGAUGGCGUUAAAGUGUGGUUUUAGACUGCUGACCAGCCUGGAUUGUUCCAAAGGGUCAAUUGUUCACAGCGAUGCACUUCAUUUUAUCAAGUAAUUACCUGUCUUAUGAACAAAGACAACAAGCAUGCAGCCAGCAAGCUUCGGAAAACCACAGCAUCAAAGGCAUCCCAAAUAGCGUGCCCAGCUAGCUCUGUACUACAGAGCCCUGCUGCUAAUCAAGUACUGUGAGCUAAUGGUAUGUAAAUUGUAUCGCUAAAGAUGUUCUUCUCUGGGGUGUUCCUGCAGAUUGGACUCUUCCACCUAAAAUGAAAACAGUAAUCUUCUAUAUUCUAUAAAUAAAGACUGAAUGCUUUUUGCUAUUUGUUUAUUUUUCCUUAAGCUGUCUUUUAAUCAGAAUGUCUUGGGUACUUGCACAAAAAAUAAGCAUGUACAUUAUCUGUAGUGCAUUUCAAAUAAAUGGUAAUAAAAUAUUUUAAGGGGCUUUUAAGGUUUAAAAUCCUUUCUACUUAUGGCAGAAAUUUACAAAGAAACUGAACUGGUAAAUUACCACUGAAAGCAAAACAGAUGUGCAGAUCUACCUGGAGCAGAGCUAUAGUGAAACAAAAUGAGAUUGUAUAAAGCUGUUAAAGCUAUUGAUUUGAUUUUUAAUAGCAGGCACCAAAAGCUUAUUCACAAUUUCUGUAUCUCAUGCUGGAAUUAUAGCUUAAUUGAUAAUUUGCUGAGAAUUCCUAGAAAACUGCUUGAUGACAAUAAAAAAUAAUUAAAAGCACUGCUAGCUUCUUUGCUUGUAUUAUAAUGAUAAAAAAGUUACAUGUGUCACUUUAAAAACAAGUAGUACACUUGAUGAUUUCACACAUUAUUAUUUAUGCACUGAUGUAAUCGACCAGAAGGCUAUAGUAACCCUGGCUGGUCUUACGAGUAACAAAAAUCAGCAAAUUCAUUUCUUUGCACACUGAGCUCCAAUACAGCAUGAAUAAUAUUCUCAAUGGAGUGCAUGGUAUUAGAAUAAUAAAGAAGACCAUUUUCACAAUCAUCUAAAUAUGUGUUCAUUUUUCAAGCUCAAAAAUAUUAAAUGAACAUCACUAAACAUUAUUGUCAUGGAAGAACUUUAUUGAUUCUUUUCAAUAACUAUGUUGAUGCUAAAUCUUAGACAUGAGAGUUGUGUUGAUUUACCCAUGCUAAUUUUUAAAAACUGUUUUACAUGUGGUUGCUUUAAUUAGAUAAUCUACAAUCUGAACUCUUUAAAUGUGAGUGCAUCCCCCUUUCCCCCACACAAAGAACAGCUAAAUCAUUUCUAUGCACUCAUUCUUUGGUUUCUAAGAACAUAUUAUAUCUUAAAUUUGCUCCUUUAAAAAUAAAAUAUUAAAAUUGAUAACUAAAUCUUAGAUUUAAUGAACCUCAACAAAAGAUUUCUGAAAAUGUUGACUGGGGUGAUACUGUUAAAUUAGUAUACAUACCAAAAUUUUGACUACUCAUAAAAAGUUAGAAUGAAUAAAGCUAAUACUUAUUCACAGAACUAUAAGUGAUUUUCAGUUACAAUAUUUAGGGUAAUAUAAAAGUUGGCUGUGUAAAAGAAAUCUUUUUAAACCUAUUAUCCCAAAAAGUCUUUUGAAAAAUUCACACUAAAAACAACAGUAAACUCCACAUCAAUUACACAGUUUUUCCUUUAUGUAUACUGAGAGGAAAAUGUUUUUGUUAACAUAGCAAAUUUUCCUACUUACUUUAAAUGGUUUAAUCAGGACCUAAAGGAACUAAAAAAAAAAAAAAUAGGGAAAAAUAGUAAAAUCUAACAGUCACUAUAAUUGAAAUGUUUAUAUACUGCUCCAGUGUAUGGAUUUAUUUUUCUUUGGCAUUUUACUUCAAUACACAAAAAGUGGUAGUAAUUUAAUGUCAAAGUCAGAUUUGCUCUAACAAGAUUUCAUUACUGAUAAUAAAAACAGCCCUGACUGAUAUAUUUUACAGGAGAUAUGGUUGAACCAUCUCCUUAGAAGUUAUUACAAGUAAGAUUUUGCAUCAAUUCACAAAAAGAUAAAUUAAAUUUUACAUAACAAAGUUAAUAUUUUGAGAAACCACUAAAGAAAUCAGAUUCAUUUUUAUAUAUAACAAGCAAACAAAUCAUAUCUAGAUGCAUUUAAUUUCUCCUCAAGCUUCUGAUAAAUCACAGUAUUAUAAAAAAUGUAAUAAUUUAGAAGAAAAUUUGACUAGACUGGUUAUCCUUGUAACUUUUCAUAAAUGUACAUUAUUAUUAUUUGUGUUAUUUGUAUGUGUAUGUGGCACUAGGAGUCGAACACAGGGCCUCAUGCAUGCACGAAAGCACUCUGCCACUGAGAUGCAUCUCCAGUUCUAAAUGUACCUUCUGAAAUUAAAAAUUACUUGUAUUUGGACUUACAUAUUCAAAUGCCUGUGAUAUUGCGCUAUGAAUAGAAAACACCUAGGUUUUAGUGUUUUCUGAAAUUAUUUAGAAAUAUAUUCUAUUCAAAAAACUCAAGAAAUCAUACAAAAUGCCGACUAUAAUCCAGAAUGAAGCUUUUAUCACAUUUUGUUUGCAAUCAAUGAAGAAUUUUUCUCAAAUCUUAUAAGUAAAUACUGUAAAGAAUAAAUCACAAAGUGAAUCUUUAUCUGUCUUUUGUUAAAGAAAGGCAAUAAAAAGGUUACUAUAUAGUUGCCCUGAGCUAAACAUAUAUUCUCUUGUAUUUGGAAUUAGUCCAUGCAAUGAUUUUAGCACCAACUUUAAAAUAUGCAAAAUACAAACAUUCCUGAUGGCUUUUACUAUAUUUUCAAAAUGUAUAUGGCUAACUAACUUAAGCAUUUGAAAUGUAAUUAAUAAAAAGUAACGUCUGUUAAGUGUUUUACUAUGUACAAGAUACUAUGCUAUGAACACAAUUAUCUCAGUUAAUCCUCAAACAACCCAAGAAAGAUACUGAUAUUUUCUUAUAAAUGAAGAGAGAAAGACUAACAUGCCCAAGAUCAUGGAACCAAGAUUUAAAACUCAUAGCAGUUCCAGAGCCAGCAGUAAGUAUUGCCUAGUUUCUAAGGCCAAUUAUAUUUCUAACACCUAAAACAUGGCACAAAAUAGGCAUUCAUGAAGUAGGUCUGAAUAGAAAAUCCCAAAAUACAGAAUCUCACGAUGCAAGAAUUCCUAAAAUGUUAAGUGAAAAACUGCACUUUGGAAAAGCAAAUAAUAUUUUUAAUGUCAUGUCAUGUCAUCUAAAGAACAUGAGGUGAAUCAUCCAUCUCACAAGACUAAAGAAUAUUUCAAAUUUGUCUAUUUGUGAAUCUAGAUUUUUACAUAUCAGGUUUGCUGAAAAGAAGGUUAACUUGUUAUGACUUGUACAAUCCACCGAACUAAUACCUUAUGAGAGAAAAUAUGAUACAAUGAAACCCACAUAGAUUCUGGAACCAGACUUGGGUUCAAAUUCCACUACUUCCACUAACUUGUUUACAGGAUCAUAAGCAAGAUCCUUAACUUUUAAAUUUUCAACCUCUGCACAGCAAAACAGGGAUAAUAG
Molecule: messenger RNA, 6007 nt
Organism: Marmota monax (woodchuck)
Lineage: Eukaryota; Metazoa; Chordata; Mammalia; Rodentia; Sciuridae
Gene: Kctd4
Product: potassium channel tetramerization domain containing 4
Exons: 3
Coding region: 1813-2592 (259 amino acids)
Biological process (GO): protein homooligomerization
Molecular function (GO): protein binding
Source: RefSeq, a predicted model, not a curated record